This is a messenger RNA of Penicillium coprophilum, 201 nucleotides long. RefSeq lists its product as uncharacterized. The transcript is spliced from 2 exons. The record is from RefSeq and is a predicted model, not a curated record. Lineage: Eukaryota; Fungi; Ascomycota; Eurotiomycetes; Eurotiales; Aspergillaceae. The coding region runs from base 1 to 201 and encodes 66 amino acids.
AUGGCCCUAGGAGAGAACACCGUGACCACGUACAAGGUCCUUUUAUAUGGACGGCCCUACCCUAUGGCAUACCCCUACUUGAAUACUGAUUUUAAAAACCAAUGGGAAAUGGGGACCGUGAAAGUCAAGCGCACCAGCCAGGUACCUUGUGGACGAUUCAUGCUGGCCACUGAAAAGACAGCAAUUAUCAUAGCCAUUUAA